This is a messenger RNA of Passer montanus (Eurasian tree sparrow), 1251 nucleotides long. RefSeq names its product outer dense fiber of sperm tails 3B (gene CIMAP1B). NCBI's taxonomy places the organism in Eukaryota, Metazoa, Chordata, Aves, Passeriformes, Passeridae. Bases 79 to 822 code for a protein of 247 amino acids. Gene Ontology annotation, cellular component: cytoskeleton. The transcript has 6 exons. The record is from RefSeq and is a predicted model, not a curated record.
GGAGCCCCCCCGCGCCCCGCCGCGACCACCGGCCGGGGGGCCGAGCCCGAGGCCGGGGCGCCGCCAGCAGAGCCCCCCAUGUCACACGACCUCUGGGUGGGCCCCUGGAGACCGCACCGGCCCCGGGGGCCCACCUCGGCCGGGUACCGCAGCCCCGGGCCCAAGUACCGGAUCCCCGGCAGCAUCGGCCAAGACCGGCGCGACCCCUCCGGCCGCCGCGCCCCCGCCUACAGCUUCGGGAUGAGGCUGGGGGGCCCCGAGGAGCCGCGCUCGCCCGGCCCGCAGUACCUGGUGCCCGCCGGCUUCACGGCCCGCGGCCGGGACCGCGGGCCCGCCUUCACCAUGGGCGGCCGGCCCCGCGAGCGCCGCGCCAGCAACACACCUGGGCCAGCGUAUUAUUGCCCCGAGCAGGCCACCAGGGUGACCCUGCCCUCGGCCCCCGCCUGCUCCGUGAGGUCCCGCGCCCGCCCGGACAGACCCCAGCAGACGCCAGGCCCUGCCACCUACCAGCUGCCCCCCGUGGCGGGGCCCCGCCUGGUGAACAAGGCAUCGACCCCCCAGUGCAUCAUGACAGGGCGAGGCCCCAGCAUCUUCGAGGACAAUAAACAGACCCCAGGACCCAACAACUACGGCACCGUGGACCCCAACUUGUACAUGGCGCGGGCGCCCCGCUGCACCAUAGUGGGGCGGACCCGCUCGCCCCCGACCUCCAAGACGCCCAGCCCCAGCGACUACUACCCCAAACCGGACCAGAAACAAGGACAGACCUUCGGCGUGCGCCACUCGGAGAGCGUGGUGCCCAUGAGGGACUCGCGCCUGUAGGGGAGCGGGGACGUGGGUGACACCGCCAGCCUGUGGCAAGCACGAACUGCAGCAGCACCCGCUCACGCUCCUGGGUGACACCGCCAUCUGUGACAAACACGAGCUCCAGCAGCACUCGCUCACUCUCCUGUCCCGCUGCGUCGCACGGGGGGCCGGGGGCUCCCCUAAAGCCGCACUUCGCCCAUCCCCAGGGAGACCCUGGCAAGGCCACGGAGAGGGACCCCGUGGGGGGGUGGGACGUGCCAGGGGUGAGGGAUGUGCUAGCAGCCCCCGCCCUGCUCCAGUCCCAUCCCAUCCUGCCCGGGACCUCGGGGCGUGGGGGCUCUGGGGACACCCGACAGGGAGGGGACAUCCCUCAGCGCCGCGCCUUGAGGGCUCUGUGGGCUCUGUGCCGUGGGGGAUCCCCGGCACGGCACCACCUGCCAGUGU